Rhipicephalus sanguineus (brown dog tick) is the source of this 1705-nucleotide messenger RNA. RefSeq lists its product as uncharacterized. Bases 293 to 799 code for a protein of 168 amino acids. Gene Ontology annotation, biological process: mitotic cell cycle; centriole replication. Gene Ontology annotation, molecular function: calcium ion binding. NCBI's taxonomy places the organism in Eukaryota, Metazoa, Arthropoda, Arachnida, Ixodida, Ixodidae. Gene Ontology annotation, cellular component: centriole; cytoplasm; centrosome. The transcript is spliced from 5 exons. The record is from RefSeq and is a predicted model, not a curated record.
UGAUGAUGAUGGUGCGCGCGUGUGAUCGUCAGCUACCAACGCCCGCGAAAGUGUUUUUGGUAUAACGCCAGCCUUUUUUUUAUAUGUCUCUGACCCUAACCGAGCGAUUUAAUAAGUUCCAAUUGAUUCAAUAGUAGCCAUACCACAGCCGCGACAACCUUGUAGGGUUGAAGUGGUUGAAGGACGCACUGCUGUCACUUCUGGCACUGCGUUCAGGGCGACAUACCAAAUUUCAGCUGGUACCAGCUGUCGCAGUUGGCAAAGCCAGGCAAAGCUAGGCAAAACUAAGUCCAUGUCCCGGAAGAGCGCAACAUCUGGAGGCUACAAGCGCAAGCUCAGCGGCAAGCCAGAACCGAGCGAAGAACAGAAAAAUGACAUCAACGCGGCGUUCAACUUAUUUGACCCCAGUGGCAGUGGGUUCAUGGAAGCGAAGGACUUGAAGUUCGCAAUGCGGGCACUGGGUUUCGAGCCUAGAAAGGAGGAGGUCAAGAAGCUGCUCGCAGAGAUAGACAAGCAAGAGACAGGCAAAAUAGCUCGAGAAGACUUUAUGAAUGUAAUGGCCACAAGAUUGGCAGAGAAGGACAUUAAUGAAGAAAUCAUGAAAGCAUUCCAGUUGUUUGAUGAAGACAACACAGGCAAGAUUUCCUUUAAGAACCUCAAGAGCGUUGCAAAACAGCUCUCUGAGAACCUGUCGGAUGAAGAACUGCAGGAGAUGAUAAAUGAGGCUGACAGGGAUGGAGAUGGUGAAGUUAACCAGGAGGAGUUUCUUCGAAUCAUGAAGAAAACUUGCUUAUAUUAAAUUGACAUGUGACCAUAAAACUUAGGAAACACUAGCAAUUGUGGACAAAAGGGAGAUGCAGACAAAACAAUGACUGGCAGUGUCAUCUACACCUCCUUGUUUGCUGGUGCUAAAUUGUUUUCCAUGUGUACAUACCAACACAUCCAUCAUACAUAUAAUGUGUUAGAUAUCAAGUGAUGAAAACUAUGACAAAGACAAAUGGAAAGGCACAUAACGAUGUUGUGAAUAUUAAGGCAUAAUUUAACUUCACUGGCAUUCCACAGAAUGAUGUACAGUGCACAGCUUUGAAAUGAUCCAUUAGUAUUUCUUAAAGUAUCUGGUGGUUUCUACAUAUAACUAUUGUCUGAGAGAGCUGCAGAUGGCAUGUGAAGAAAAAAAAAGAGAGAGAGUUGCAAAUAGCUCAAGCGUAGUACAGAACCCAGACUAUGGUGAGCUGGCGCUCAAAGCGUCAUCUUUUACAGUUGCCUAGCGUGAUGCCAAAUUUUGAAGCACACAUAAACACAGUGUCAAACUGUGCAAUUAAAGCAACAGUUCUGAUUUCAGAUUAGUGAUGCUAGAUUGUCUUCGAUCAUUCACAAUCAUAAAAUGCUCACUUCUGGGUGGCUUUAAAUCUGGGCGUGAGGUAUGGGUAUACAAGGUGACCUGUAACGUAUAAUAAAAGCUAUCAUGUCUUUUUUUUUUAUUAUUGCGAGAUUGAGACAGAUGGAAUUUGUAGCUAGUUUUCAGGCACCUGGCUGAAACUUUUUUUGUACCUGGUACUGCCAUUAACUGUGAAAAUAAUGAUAAAUUUGGAAAUCUUUGUUGCACGCAAAGCCUUGCUGUACUUGGCAUGCAUUUAUAACAGCUUGCAUUGAUUUGUUGUGCCCUGAGGGGCUAUUCAAUAAAGAAAUGAGAAAAACUUUUCAA